This is a messenger RNA of Diaporthe batatas, 2312 nucleotides long. RefSeq lists its product as uncharacterized. The transcript has 3 exons. NCBI's taxonomy places the organism in Eukaryota, Fungi, Ascomycota, Sordariomycetes, Diaporthales, Diaporthaceae. Bases 241 to 1992 code for a protein of 583 amino acids. The record is from RefSeq and is a predicted model, not a curated record.
AGUCAGCAAAGGCCCAUAGAAGGAUUCACACUAUGGCCUUGGCGAUAACAACGCCGGGAGUCCAGGCUGGUCCACAAGCGUCAACAUGAGCCCUCUUGCGCAAUAUCCUUGGCAUCAUUGACUGGUAGGCUUUCUUGGUGGAUGUUAUAAUAUCCGGUGCGCGUGCCUGCAAAGAUGAUGUUGAUCUGUGAUAGAGAUUCCUGAACCUUGUUUGUAUCAAAGCGCUUGAGUGCUUGCAGGAUGGUCGCAGCUCGUCGCCAAAUCCGGCCAUGGGCCUGGGUAGCAUGCAUAGGAUGUGCUCACCAAGUUCGAGCUUUGAACUCGACAUCGGGCGCAAUCAACACGUCCCCUUCGACCACCAGCGCCGCACUACCGAGCACACCAACCGUACCAGUCUGUGGGUUUGCAGCAAAUCUUGCAAUGGUGUAUGAUUGGAACAAAACAAAUGCAGAGACGAUAACUCACACAAUCGUCCCUCAUGUCACCACAUAUCCUAAUGGUAGUGCCGUGACAAGCCUGGAGACCAUCGCAGCCGACCAGCCGGAAGUGACGGACUUUGUACGCAAUACGGCCGUAAUAGACGGAUGGUUCACAAUGACCUAUCCGGAGACAUGGGUGAAGUACGUCGACUUUUGGUCUGCUAACUGCACAAAGCGCGACCUCACCAUCCCCGGCUACGACACAAAGCUGGUUAUGCCUGCUACCACAGAUCCUGCCAAGUUCUUCUACACGGCAGACCCCCUAGGCUGGGACGUUGGGCCUAAUCCAGCGACCGUGACGCCCGCCAUGAUAGAAUACCUGGCAGGGCUGCAAACUGUCGUCGAGCAAAUGAGCGGCGAGGAUAUCAGGACAUGCACGUUUGCCACUUGUGCUCAGACAGCCGUGGGCCACUCGAUGGUGUCUGCUUCUGUGCUGAUACAGGCGACAGAGACAGCGGAAGCCGUGCACUACACUGCGCCUGCUCCAUCGUCAACCGAGCGCAGCACGGCAGAGGCUCCGUCCCCGCCGGCGACGACCGCCGUGGCCUCUCCAACGGAGCAUUCGGCUAGCCCUGCUCCCACAUUGGUGUCACCUCCUGACCAACCCCCAGAGCCUGAACAGCCCCCGUCUCAGGGCCAGCCCUCGGAUGAGCAGCCUGCCCAGUCUUCGGUUCAAGCGCUGCCCUCAGAAGAAUCUCCCGUCCCGCAGCAGCCGAACAACCCAAUAUCGUCUGUAGAGGUCACCAUCAUCACGGGAGAAGGUUCAAAUGGUGCUGCCCCAAGCAGGACACCUGUGGGCAGCGAGGCCGCUUCCGUUGCGCCGACCGAGACAACUUUUGUGCGCACGGUGACGCCAGGAGGGCAGACCCUGAUCCAGACAGUAGUCUCUCCGGUCGCAAACCCUGCCCCGGCAGAGGUGACGCUGGUGGAAACUGUCAGCUCUGAUGGUCACUCGGUCGUUCAGACGUUGGUAUCAAUCUUGCCUCCCCCCAACGUACAAGCAUCAGAAAUCACCCUGGUCAGGACGGCCACCUCGGAAGGCAACACGGUCCUGGAGACAGUGGUCUCUAUCUCGCAAGCUGCCGUGGGUGACAGCCAGGCUUCCGAGGUGACUCUGGUCGAGACAAUCACGUCUGGGGGAAGCACAGUGUAUGAGACGCUGAUUUCGAUUGCGCAUGGAUCUGCAGGAGGGGAGCAGGCGUCACAGGCACGGCAGGUCACGUUCCUUAGGACGGUGACGUCGGACGGGCGGACACAAGUGCAGACGGUCGUGUCUGCUGCGUCGACAGGCGACUCGCCAGCGCAGACAACCUUCACCAGGACCGUCGUUUCAGACGGACAGACGUACUCGCAGACCGUGGUGUCGCCUAUCGCCAGCGAGACGUCUACUGGCUCGUCUGGCGCGUCUGCUUCCAGCCCAGUUGUGACGGCUGAUGCUGGUGACAACUUGGCGCAGCUUGGCUUGACCGUGGGAUUGAUGGCAUUCAGCACGGCGCUUCUUCUUGUGUUGUAAGCAAAGGUCAUGCGGCUUGUACAAUAGACGACUAUCGCAAGUAUUCAGUGACAUCAAUAAUGGCAUGGUGUAUUUUCCUUGUAGUGAUGUUGGUAGAUAGAGGCAGACUGGACGUGUAAUUAUUACUAAACCAUGAAGAGAAGAAGUGACAAUACCUCUGAGCCAGUCGUGUAGUCAGUCUCUGAUGUGGGUCGCGCCAGUGCUUCCAAGUUGCCUGAGGCUUCCAAAUAUUGCUUUUAUUGUCGUGGUGUUUUAUUUGUGGACCGCCCUAGGCGUUAAGCUGCAACAACAUCAAAUGUCCUAGAAGUGUGGUGUUGUGA